Suillus bovinus is the source of this 390-nucleotide messenger RNA. RefSeq lists its product as uncharacterized. The transcript is spliced from 4 exons. The coding region runs from base 1 to 390 and encodes 129 amino acids. Lineage: Eukaryota; Fungi; Basidiomycota; Agaricomycetes; Boletales; Suillaceae. The record is from RefSeq and is a predicted model, not a curated record.
AUGUUGUUUACAAAAGGGAUCGCACUCUUUACAGGAUCUGCUCUGCGGCUUGCGAGGGAUAGCUUCGACAUUGUCUUGAACGACAGGCUCCCUACGAAAAGAAGCUUGCUUAUGAUGCUUCCACAGAUGGUUGCCAACUCUGGCAUUCCAGGAGCCAACACUGCCUUGAUAACCACUGUUGAAGACUGGGAGCGCAUGCUCAUCGUUAACGCCCACAGAGACUUUCUUUGUUACAAACAUGCCGCAGAACAGAUGAUAUUUCGGGGCCACCAUAGCAGGAUUACUGGCGCUAAUUUUAUUGCCGGAAAGAUCGGUGAUUACUUAUGGUUCCCUUCAUACUCGUUGUUUGACGGCGGGGCAAUUCGUAAUUGCACACCGGUGGCCACCUAA